UACAGACGAGCGCACAUGUUGCUACCCAGGCUGAGCUGCUGCUGCUGCUGCCGCCGCCGCCCUCGGCUGCCGCUGUUGUUGUUGCCGCUGCUGCCGCCACGACCUCCCUCGCUGUCUUCUCUCGCCACUCGCUCGCACGUCAGAUUCCGAGCGGCGCAGGCGGCAGGGCGGAGGCUCACGGCGACGCUCGAGGUCAAGCGGUGGUCGUCGUCGUUGUUGUCGGCGUCGUUGUCGGCGGCGAGGGGUGGAGGCGAAGGAGCGGCGCGCGAGAUGGGAGACGAAGAGGCGAGGGAAGCCGUGUUGGCCCCGCUCAGGGCGGCGGUGAAGGAGCAGGGUGAGCUGGUGAGAAAUUUAAAGACGGAUGGGGCCCCCAAGGUGGACGUGGAUAAAGCCGUGACAGAACUGAAGAAUCGCAAGAGGAUAUUGGAGGCUAAGGUUCUUGCCUUGGAGCCAAAGGAUGACAUCAUCGACCGGGCCAAGAUGGAGGACACCCUUAAGAGGCGGUUCUUCUACGACCAGGCCUUCGCCAUCUAUGGAGGUGUGAGUGGCCUCUUUGACUUUGGGCCGGUGGGCUGCGCCCUCAAAAACAACAUAAUCCAGCAGUGGAGGCAGCACUUCAUCCAGGAGGAGCAGAUCCUGGAGAUUGACUGUACCAUGCUCACGCCUGAGCCCGUCCUCAAAGCAUCAGGGCACGUGGACAAGUUUGCUGACUUCAUGGUGAAGGACCUCAAAAAUGGGGAGUGCUUCCGUGCUGACCACCUACUCAAAGCUCAUCUGGAGAAGCUCAUGUCCGAUAAGAAGUGCUCGGAGGAGAAGAAGGCUGAGAUGAAGAACGUCAUCACACAGAUGGACAAUUACCAACAGUCGCAGCUGGCAGAUCUGUUCACCGACUAUGCCGUGAAGUCGCCCGUCACAGGAAACGACCUCUCGCCUCCCCUGGCCUUCAACCUCAUGUUCCAGACGUCCAUUGGGCCGGGCGGGCAGACUCCCGGGUACCUGCGGCCCGAGACGGCCCAGGGCAUCUUCCUCAACUACAAGCGGCUGCUGGAGUUCAACCAGGGCAAGCUGCCCUUCGCUGCCGCGCAGAUCGGGAACUCCUUCCGCAACGAGAUCUCUCCACGCUCCGGGCUCAUCCGUGUCAGGGAGUUCACGAUGGCAGAGAUCGAGCACUUUGUGGACCCCACCGAGAAGCAUCACCCCAAGUUUGAGAACAUGGCUGACUUGGAGCUGUCCCUCUACUCGGGCCAAGCGCAGACGAGCGGGCGCUCGCCGCAGCGCAUGCGCCUCGGCGACGCCGUGCAGCAGGGCAUCAUAAACAACACGGUGCUCGGGUACUUCAUCGGCCGCAUCUACCAGUUCCUGGUGAAGGUCGGCGUCAAGGACGAGCACCUCCGCUUCCGCCAGCAUAUGGACAAUGAGAUGGCGCACUAUGCCUGCGACUGCUGGGACGCUGAGACGAAGACCUCAUACGGAUGGAUCGAGGUGGUGGGCUGCGCCGACCGCUCCUGCUUUGACCUCCAGUGCCACUCCCGUGCUACCAAAGUGCCACUGGUGGCCGAGAAGCCUCUCAAAGAGCCCAAGGUGGUGGAGGUGGUGCAGCUGGAAGCUAACAAGGGCAUCGUUGGAAAGGCCUUCAAGAAAGAUGCACGGCUGGUGAACAAGUUUCUGGAAGAUUGCGACAGCUUCUAUAUCGAAUCGGUGGAGAAGCAGCUUGCAGAGAAGGGAGAGUUCAGCUUUGAGGUGGAAGGGAAGAGCUUCACUCUGUCCAAGGACAUGGUGACUGUCAAGCGUUUUCAGAAGACACUCUUCGUGGAGGAGGUGGUGCCCAACGUGAUUGAGCCAUCGUUUGGAAUCGGCCGCAUCAUGUACACCAUCCUGGAGCACAGCUUCCGCGUGCGGGAGGGUGACGAACAGAGGACGUAUUUCUCCUUCCCGCCCACCGUCGCUCCCUACAAGUGCUCCGUGCUGCCUCUCAGCCAGAACCCGGAGUUUGCGCCCUUCGUCAAGAUGCUGUCGGAGGCGCUGACGCGGAACGGAGUGUCGCACAAGGUGGACGACUCGUCGGGGUCGAUCGGGCGCCGCUACGCGCGCACCGACGAGAUCGGAAUCUCGUUCGGCAUCACCGUCGACUUCGAUACCGUCAACCGGCAGCCCCACACCGCCACGCUGCGCGAGCGGGACUCCAUGCGCCAGAUUCGCGCCGAGGUGGACGAGCUGCCGGGCCUGGUUCGGGACCUGUCCAACGGUGUACUCGCGUGGGCCGAGGUGGAGGCCCGCCACCCGCUUUUCGAGGGCCAGGAGACGGGCAAGAAGGACGUGGAGGAGUGAGAGGGCAUGGGGAGGGGGGGCACAGCAGAAGCUUCCUCCUCGGGCACCCGCUCGUUGUCACGUUCAGCCACUCCGCCGCCCCCCCCCCCCCCCGCGCUUCCUCUCGCCCCAGCCCCGUAGCGUGACCUUGUUUACAAGGGAUGGCCGAUAAACAACUCAGGGGGACGCACGACACGGUCAACGUUAAACAAACUUCAAACGAUUGAGCGCCGAACGCAUUGAGUAAUGACGUUUAUCUGCCUUUGUCUAUCAUGCACAUUGUGUUCUCUUACUCAUGUGUAUGAAAAAGUCGACUUUUAAUUUUGCUCAAUUGCGUCGCCUAUUGCAAGCCAUCACAUCUGCAUUGACGACGCAGAAUUGUGGUAACGUGCAAACAAAUAUGCUUCCGUUGUCAGCAUUUUUACAGUUGUGGCACCACGGUGGCACAAGGUAUGCAGGAGGUGGAACAAGGUAUGCAGGAGGUCGUGGAUUCGAUCCUGACCCUGGCAAUGCCUGUUGUGGUAUGUUUGGAGUUAGCAUGUUUUACCCGUGGCAGCAUGUUUCUUUCUCUGGUUCGCCCAGUUUUUCCCUCCACGUUUAGAAUGGACGUGCAUUUCGAGUGUUUGGCUGCUUCUAUGAAUUUCCACAUGAUGAAUAGUCACUUUGUUGAGCUAUCAUUUGUGGCCAGGUCGCUUCUAAAAAGAGCUAAUAGCUCAGUGGGCCUUACCUGGUAAAAUAAAAAGUGUUAGUAAAUGAUUGUUCAACUGUGUCCCUGCUGUUGUGCCAUCAGCAGGGGGGGGGGUGGGCUUAGUCCGCUCUAGCCCCCACACCCAACGCUUGCGUGGCUGUCUCGCACUUUUGUGGACGUGACCGUGGUUUUCCUGCCAGGACCUUGGCCAACCGCGGGUGCAAAGCGACCUUUCUCGUGUGUUCCGUCGCCACGUGAAAUUCCCUUGGUGAAAAAAUCCCCCGUCCCGCCUCUCGCGCGAAUUUCAAAAUAAUACUUUUACGUUAUUCUUUUUAGUGGAGUGGGGGGGGGGGGGGAAUUAUGCCAUCAACAAUUCCCUUCACGUUUGUGCAUCGCAUUGUUAAUUUGCGUUUAAAUGACUGUUUUUAGGGAGGAAAUUGAUUGGUGUCUCGUGGGGAGAUGGUUGAAAGUGCAAUGUCGACGGGUCUGUGUGCUGCCAUUUUUGACCUCCGCCUCUUUGCUCCGUGUAUCAAAGCGCUCCGUUUCCUGCUGGUUCAAAUCUCGGGCACGCACAAUUAUUUGGGCUCAUUCCAUUUUAUGCCGAUUGUUCAUAAAUAAACGGCACGUGGUUUGCUCGG
This is a messenger RNA of Lethenteron reissneri (Far Eastern brook lamprey), 3633 nucleotides long. RefSeq names its product glycyl-tRNA synthetase 1 (gene GARS1). Gene Ontology annotation, molecular function: glycine-tRNA ligase activity; ATP binding. Gene Ontology annotation, biological process: mitochondrial glycyl-tRNA aminoacylation. The record is from RefSeq and is a predicted model, not a curated record. Lineage: Eukaryota; Metazoa; Chordata; Hyperoartia; Petromyzontiformes; Petromyzontidae. Gene Ontology annotation, cellular component: mitochondrion; cytoplasm.